This is a messenger RNA of Parasteatoda tepidariorum (common house spider), 1172 nucleotides long. RefSeq lists its product as uncharacterized. The record is from RefSeq and is a predicted model, not a curated record. NCBI's taxonomy places the organism in Eukaryota, Metazoa, Arthropoda, Arachnida, Araneae, Theridiidae.
GAGAAAUAUGAUUAGAUAAGGUUAUUGAAAGAAAGGAAUAUUCUUUACAUAUACAACUCAGAUAACUGAAACUAAUCAGAAUAUCUUGCCAAAAAAUAAUAAGUCUUGCGAAUACCCUUUCGAAUAUCAUAAGUUACUCACUAAAGUUACUUCGAUGAAAUAGUUUCCUUCAUUAAAACUACAAAGUAAAAAGAAGAGUGCGAAGAAAAAGAAUGAAAAUCGAGCAGGCACUGAUUGAAGAAUAUGAGAAAAAUGGCGCAAUUUGUCUCCGAGGUGUGUUCGACGAAAAUUGGAUUGAAAUCGUUCGUGCCGGUAUAGAAAAGAAUUUGAAUGAUCCAAGUUGUUACAGCGAAAAGUUAAAAGGUGAAAAGGGGAACGGUUAUUAUUUCGACGAUUAUUGUAAUUGGAAGAGAAUAGAGGAAUUUAAAAAAUUUGCACUCGAAUCUCCAGCUGCUGCGAUUGCUGGAACAUUGACAAGAUCUGAGGAGAUAUCGUUUUAUCACGAGCAUGUGCUUGUUAAAGAUGCCGGAACAGAUAAGAAGACGCCAUGGCACCACGAUCAGUCAUAUUACCCAGUUGACGGGGAAAAGGUUUGUUCGAUUUGGAUGCCAGUCGACCCCGUACCACGGGAAACGUGUGUGCAAUUCGUUGCGGGCUCUCACAAGUGGGGAUGGUACUCACCCCGAAAGUUCGAAACAACUCAGCCUUAUAAAGUAAUCGACGAGACGCUUUGUUCGGAAAAAAAUUAUCAACAAGUGCCUGAUAUCGAAGCGAACAAAGAACAAUGGAACAUUUUGUGCUGGGAUUUGCAGCCGGGUGAUUGCAUUGUAUUUCACAUGAAAUGUUUACAUGGUGCACCGGGAAAUAUGUCCACGACUCAUUCUAGAAGAGUAUUAUCCACACGUUGGUUAGGGGAUGAUGCUACUUUAGCCAGAAGACCAUGGGAAAUAUCUCCUCCAAUCACAGGUGGACUACAAAUCGGACAGCGAAUGGUUUGCAAAGAAUUCCCAAUCGUUUGGAAAAACGAAGAAUAAAACUAAUUCAUGAAUGGCUGAUUUAACUGCGCUAGAAAGAUUUGAAAAAAUUCUUCGAAAAAUUUCCAUGGAUUGAUUAUUGAGAAGAAGUUGCAUGCAACAUUAUUAUAUCCCUUGAAGAAAUAAAAAGAGUGGGGG